AUGCCUUAUAAACGCAAUUCCCUUACAAAACAUGCUAUAAAUCACAUUUUAAAAGCUAGAAGAGAAAAUACUACAAUAUCAAUUAUAUUUAAUAUUAUUAAGACUAUAUUGUUUUAUAUUGAAGGGGGGCGGGAUUUAUACUUGACCAGACGAUCAGCUUUCUGACUCUCAGGUAGCGAAUUCAAGCACUCUUUCAUAAGUAACCACAGUGGAGCGUUAUUCGGAGGCAAUUAG
Messenger RNA from Blepharisma stoltei, 234 nucleotides. NCBI's taxonomy places the organism in Eukaryota, Ciliophora, Heterotrichea, Heterotrichida, Blepharismidae. The record is from the annotation of a GenBank genome assembly.